AUGAGGGGGAUGCGGUGGCCAGAGGGAGCACACGGUGGCCAUGAGGGGGACCCGGUGGCCUCAAUACCCGACCCGCGCCGUCCCGCAGUGUGCGCGGGGACGCUGAACGGGCUGAGCGUGACGGGGGACGCGCAGCACCAGUACCAGACCCUGCACAAGAUGUACAACAACUGCGAGGUGGUCAUGGGCAACCUGGAGAUCGUCCUCAUCGACCACGCGCAGUACCUCUCCUUCCUGCAGACCAUCCGGGAGGUGACGGGGUACGUCCUGAUCGCCAUGAACGUCUUCUCGGCGCUGCCGCUGCGCAGCCUCCGCGUCAUCCGCGGGACCCAGUUCUACGAGGAGAAGUUCGCGCUCUUCGUGCUGCUCAACUACAACCCCAACGCCACCCACGCCCUGCGCCACCUCGGCCUCAACCAGCUCACGGGUGAGACCCCGGCCCUGCCCCGUGGUCCCCAUUCGG
This is a messenger RNA of Mesitornis unicolor (brown roatelo), 463 nucleotides long. Its product is annotated as receptor tyrosine-protein kinase erbB-3-like. The record is from RefSeq and is a predicted model, not a curated record. NCBI's taxonomy places the organism in Eukaryota, Metazoa, Chordata, Aves, Mesitornithiformes, Mesitornithidae. The transcript is spliced from 2 exons. The annotation marks the transcript as partial.